CUGCUUCACAACCCACGUAAAAUCGCACAGCAAAACCAAGAAAGUAAAACUACAUACAUCAUAGACUAUAGUAGUGUGUUUUGUGUUGUCUUUGAGGUGUUCAACAAUGGCUUCACAGCAAGCGAGAAGAGAGAACGUCACGGAUGAGCGUAAUAUUGAGGUGGAGAAAGACAGAGUUCCAAAGAUGACAACCCAUUUUGAGUCUCUUGCAGAGAAAGCGAGAGGGGAGCAGGAUGUUGCUCAUCCUCUUCAUGGUGAGAGAAUCCAUUUCCAGGUUGAGGCUGUUCCUGUUAGAGUUGGAGGGAUCGAGUAUUCUGCUGGGGGAGAGAAAGGAUCAGAGAGAGAAGUUGGGAAAGAAAAGAAGGCUGAAGAAGGUGGAAAAAUGGGUUCUCAAAUGCAUUCUGCUGCGGAGAAAGGGUCUCAAGUGCAACAACAGCACGUUGGGGUUGAAGCUGGUCAUGAUCGGAGUAAAGAAAUGCACGGCAAAGCAGGCGGAGAAGAGGGGAAAGGGGGGCCUUCUUUGGAAGAGAUUUCCAACUUGAGAUCGACUGCCCAGCAGAAUUCCAUGGAGGCGAUUAGAGCAGCUGAGGAGCGAUAUGAGAAGGCAAAAGAAAUGGCCAUGGAGAAAGGUCAACAGGCCAAGGAUUAUACCGCGGAAAAGGCUGCUGAAGCGAAGGAUGUGAUUUCGUCAAAAGGGCAAUAUGCUGCUGAGAAAGGCCAACAGGCUAAAGAUUACACGGUGCAGAAGGCUAUGGAGGCAAAGGAUGUGAUCUCGUCGAAAGGGCAAUCUGCUGCUGAGAAAGGCCAACAGGCUAAAGAUUACACGGUGCAGAAGGCUAUGGAGGCAAAGGAUGUGAUCUCUUCGAAAGGGCAAUCUGUUGCUGAGAAAGGCCAACAGGCUAAAGAUUACACGGCGCAGAAAGCGAUGGAGGCAAAGGAUGUGAUCUCGUCGAAAGGGCAAUCUGCUGCUCAGUUAGCUGCAGAAAAAGGCCAGAAGGCUAAAGACUACACAGCGCAGAAGGCCAUGGAAGCAAAAGACUAUACAGCAGAAAAGGCGAUUGCGGCCAAGGAUGUGAUUUCGUCAAAAGGGCAAUCUGCUGCUCAAUAUGCCGCUGAGAAAGCCAAGGUGGCAAAGGAUACUGCAGUGGAUACUACUGUUACUACUGCAGGAUACCUGGGCGAAAAAGCUGGCGCUGCGAAGGAUGUGACUGUGGAAAGUGGCAAAGGGGCAGCGGGAUAUGCUGGAAAAGUGGCUGCCGAUGUGAAGGGUCAAGCUGUCGUGGCUGGUUGGGGGGCAGCGCACUAUACUCUGGAGAAGGUAGCUGAGGCCACCAAGACGAUGGCGGGUGUUACUUCAAGUGUUGCAGGGUACACUGGUGAGAAAGUGGUGGCGGCGAAAGAUAAGGUUGCUAGUGCGGGGCAGACGGUGGCAGGCUAUGCCGGGGAGAAGCUAGCAGCUGCUAAGGAUGCGGUAGUGGCGACGGAAGAACAAGGGGCGGAAUAUGCAGCUAGGAAGAAGGCAGAGGCUGAGAGAGAUUUGCAGGAGAAAAAAUCAUCACCCGAGAAGAUUCAAGGGGGAGAAACAUUUACCAGCACGGAGCAGCAUGACACAAGAGCCCAAGUUGAAAUGCCGUCCGAGAAAUUCCGGGAAACCGGUCACGGAGGACCAGAAGCUGAAAGAAAGCAACCACAUAUGGGAGAAGGUGAGGAGAAGCAACAACAUGUAGGAGAAGGAGAAGGUGAAGAAAAGCAUCGGCCGGGAGAGAGUGCUGUCCAGCAACAGGGUGGCAGCAUCGUACGAGCCAUUGGGGAAACUAUAGUGGAGAUCGGCCAGACAACGAAGGAUCUUCUUGUUGGGCAGUAUCCAGCUCAAGUGAUUGAACAGAAAGAUGAAACAGCACUGGGCAAAGAUGAGCCAUAUACAGGACCCGGCGGAGGCAUUUGAAUUGAGGUUUCAGGUUAAUUUCAGACAUGUUUGUGAAUAGAAUUGAAUAAAUAUGCAGUGUCGAGCUUGCGCGUGGCUGUCAUGCUUUCUUUACAACUACUUUGUACAUAUGGUCUCUAUGUUCAUAUCUUAACAUGUUCUGGGACGAUGUUCUUCUCUCA
Molecule: messenger RNA, 2106 nt
Organism: Sesamum indicum (sesame)
Lineage: Eukaryota; Viridiplantae; Streptophyta; Magnoliopsida; Lamiales; Pedaliaceae
Biological process (GO): cold acclimation
Cellular component (GO): cytosol
Source: RefSeq, a predicted model, not a curated record